This is a messenger RNA of Lagopus leucura (white-tailed ptarmigan), 798 nucleotides long. RefSeq names its product chromosome alignment-maintaining phosphoprotein 1-like. The transcript is spliced from 4 exons. The annotation marks the transcript as partial. Lineage: Eukaryota; Metazoa; Chordata; Aves; Galliformes; Phasianidae. The record is from RefSeq and is a predicted model, not a curated record.
GUGACGCUGAUCAAGGCCCAGGAGCCCCGGGCGGCACGGGGCUGGCACUGAGAGCUCGGUCCAUCUGCAGGGGUCGGCAGCGUGCGCUCCAGCUUUUUCCGGGCUGGGGUGCGCGGCCGAAAAGGCGUGGAGGGCGCGGCUCCGGGCCGGCCGGGAGACGUCCCAGCACCGAUGACGUCCCCGGAGCCCGCGUGCCGUCACAAUGCCGACGCCGGGCCCUCCCCGAGGGCAGCUGGCCGCCGGCUUCAGGCGCCCCAUUCGUGAGCUGCGCUGCCCGCAGCCGCUCGCCGUGCCCCGUGCCCGAGAGCAGCCCCAGCAGCAGACUAGCUCAGCCUCGUCGCGCUCGUCCUCCAAGGCUCACAGAGGUUUGGAGGCACGCGCCUGCCAGCAUGGACGGAGCCUGGGUGGGGACGUGGAGACCGCAUCGCCCGCGCGGCCUCAUCUCGGCCCAGUUCCCCAGCCCCGGGCCCCAGUACUCCAUCCCGGGGACAACAGGUUUCGUGGGCCACAGCCCCACCAAAGCCCGUGCCCCCGCGUACACGUUUCGCGGGACCAAGCCGCCUGCGGCCGAGAGCUGCGGGCCAGGUCCCUGCUACUUUGUGCAGCCCGCCGUCACCAGGAACGGGAAGCACGUGGCUCCGAGCGCCCACCUUUGUGGACGCCCCACGACGAAGACCACCGUCACCCCCGGACCCAGUGACUACCGCACCGAGGCAGCCAACAGGCACAUCUUCAAGUGCCCACCGGUGCAGUCCAUGGCCUUCCGGCGGGAGCCCCUGCGCACAGACCGCCCUCCAG